This is a messenger RNA of Lycium barbarum (goji berry), 1012 nucleotides long. Its product is annotated as auxin-responsive protein SAUR36-like. The record is from RefSeq and is a predicted model, not a curated record. The transcript is spliced from 3 exons. Lineage: Eukaryota; Viridiplantae; Streptophyta; Magnoliopsida; Solanales; Solanaceae. The coding region runs from base 1 to 561 and encodes 186 amino acids. Gene Ontology annotation, biological process: response to auxin.
AUGGGUGUAGAAUGUUCAAUUCUUCAGUGUGGUAAUGAAUUCAACUUUAAUUUGAGGAAAGUGAGAGGAUUUAGGCUUGGAAGGAGAUUGGUGAGAGAUUUCAAGUUGUUCAUUUAUAGGAGAAGAAAGGGAAAAAUCAGCUACAAACGUUUGGGAUCCUCCAAUUGUUCAACCAAAGCAAUUUCAAAGCUCUGUAAUUUGGGAAAUUUGUUGAAGCGUGGUGUUAAAGGUGUCAACUUUAGAAGAAUCGGUUCGUGUUAUAUUCGGGUUGGGUCGGAUUUUAUGGAUCAGAACCAAAUACCAAAAGGACAGUUGGCUGUGUAUGUUGGUGAAAAGAAGGAUGAUGCAUGUAAAGUUUUUGUGCCUAUGAUUUACUUUAAUCACCCUUUGUUUGCUGAUUUGCUGAGAGAGGCUGAAAUGGUUUAUGGGUUCAAUCACUGGCGUGGGAUCCAAAUCCCUUGUCGGAUAUCCGAAUUCGAGCACGUUCAAUCAAGAAUCGCCGCCACAGGGGACGGUGGAAGUUGUGCCGAAAGGCGGAGGUGGCAGCAUAAGUACUGGUGAGUUGUGAUCAGAGGCGAAUAUAAAAUUUAAAAGUAUAUUUUCUUAUGUUGUGUUUGUAGAAGAAAUUAAUGAACAAGAAUCGCUGCCAACAGUAGUCAUAAGUACUGGUAAGUUGUGAUCAGAGGCGAAUCUAAGUUUAAAAAGUAUAUAUUUUAACUUAUGUGUGUUGAAGAAAGUAAUGGACAAGAACUGCCGCCACGGUGACGGUAGAAGUUGUCGUGAUAAGCGAGCUGGAGUCAUAAGUACGGAUGAGUUGUGAUCAGAGGUGAAUCUGAAAUUUUGAAGUACGUUCUUUUUAACUUACAUGUCUAUGAAGAAAGUAAUGAAUGUUCUUGCAUUUACUACUUACUAGAUUUGUCUUUCACUAUUGAUCAUGUCAGAAUCUGUACCUAUUUAUGUUUAUUUAGUGAUCAGUUCGUUAGUCGUUUUUAACCCACUCAGUAAAAUGAUG